Messenger RNA from Trichoderma harzianum CBS 226.95, 1779 nucleotides. RefSeq lists its product as hypothetical. The record is from RefSeq and is a predicted model, not a curated record. The coding region runs from base 1 to 1779 and encodes 592 amino acids. The transcript has 3 exons. Gene Ontology annotation, molecular function: 6-phosphofructo-2-kinase activity; ATP binding. Gene Ontology annotation, biological process: fructose 2,6-bisphosphate metabolic process; fructose metabolic process. Lineage: Eukaryota; Fungi; Ascomycota; Sordariomycetes; Hypocreales; Hypocreaceae. Gene Ontology annotation, cellular component: cytosol.
AUGAACGAUUUGACAGAGACGCCGCCGUAUUCGAGAAGCGUCACGUCGACUGCUCCCAGCUCGCCACGCAUGCCUCCUCAGCGACAGAAUUCUGGCAGCCAGACUCCCCGAGUUCGACCGCAUGCGACGACUCUCAAUAUCCCGGGCAUGACCCGGUCAAAGGUUUCACCUGAUGGACGGAUACCUCAGCGCGAUGUGGCCGCCAAGCUCGUCAUUGUCAUGGUCGGCUUGCCGGCUCGCGGAAAAUCAUACAUCACAAAGAAGCUCCAGCGCUAUCUGACAUGGCAGCAGCACGAAUCGCGCAUCUUCAACGUGGGCAAUCGGCGGCGGAAGACGGCUGGUCGCAAGGUCUCGAUUCACCCCAAGCUGGCACCAGAACCCGACUGCCUUGAUCCUCCGGUUCAAGCUGCUGAGAUUCUACUGAAUGGCAUGCCAGCCCCUAGCGGUUUGUUGAGCCCGCGACACCGAGAAGAGCCUACGGCAUUCGAUCUCAACCAAGCCGAAUCACAGCAGGAUGCAGACCAAUCUGCCCAAUUCUUCGACCCCAAGAACGAAAAGGCUGCGGCCUUUAGAGAGCAGGUGGCUAUGGAUACCCUGGACGAGCUCCUGGACUACCUUUUGAACGAGGGUGGUGCCGUGGGUAUCCUUGAUGCUACAAAUAGCACUAUUGCGCGAAGACAGCAUGUCGUGGAUCACAUUAAGCAGAGAGAACCCAAGCUUGGUAUCUUGUUUAUCGAGAGUAUCUGCAGAGAUCCAGACUUGCUUGAAGCAAACAUGCGACUGAAGCUUUCUGGCCCCGAUUAUCGGGAUAAGGAUCCAAUCCAGUCACUCGCGGAUUUCAAGGCCCGAGUUGAGGCCUACGCUAGUGCAUACGAGCCCCUUGGAGAGUAUGAGGAAGAGCACGAUAUGCAAUACAUUCAGAUGGUCGAUGUUGGGCGAAAGUUGAUUCAGCACAGACUCAAGGGAUUUUUAAGCGGCGGGCUCAGCACUUACCUUUCCAGCUUCAACCUCGCCCCCCGCCAAAUUUGGAUCACCCGCCAUGGCCAAAGCAUCGACAACGAGCUUGGCAAAUUAGGUGGUGAUUCUGCUCUUACCGAGCGAGGCCAUUGCUACGCCCAAGCUCUCCAUCGCUUCAUCACGCACAAACGAAAGGAGUGGAUCAUGGAGCAGAAGAGCAAGAUGGCGCAGGCGUCAUUUCCCCCUCUCCCAGGCGACAACACCCCACCUUAUCCAGACAUGUAUAGCGAUGUGGAUGAGAAGAACUUUUGCGUCUGGACAUCAAUGCUGCAGCGCAGCGUGGAGACGGCUGAAUACUUUGACGUUGACGACGACUACGACGUCAAGAACUGGGAAAUGCUCAACGAGCUUAACUCGGGCCAGUUCGAGGGCAUGACAUACGAAGAGAUUGCGGCCAAGUUCCCCGAGGAGUUCAAGAAGCGUGCCAACGACAAGCUCAAUUACAUCUACCCGGGCGUCGGCGGUGAAGGCUACCUUCAGGUUAUUAGCCGCCUCCGCGACAUGGUCCGGGAGAUUGAGCGCAUCACUGACCACGUUCUGAUCAUCGGACACCGGUCUGUUUGCCGCGUCCUGAUGGCCUAUUUCAUGGACUUGACUCGGGAGGACAUAACCGACAUGGACGUGCCCCUGGGCAUGCUCUAUUCCAUCGAACCCAAGCCUUAUGGCAUUGCCUUCCACGCCUACCGCUAUAACGAAGGGCGAGGCUGGUUUGACGAGAUGUCCAACUACAAGCCUCAAAAGGCUGCUCGUGGCAGCGUCUAA